AUGUUAGGGAGGUCGGCGGGGCGACUGGCGGGGGUCGUGGCGCUGGUCACGGGAGCACUUUGGGGUCCCCCCCGUGUCCUGGUGUCCUGUGCCGGGAUCACCCGCGACCGGAUGUUCCUGGAGAUGGGAGAGCGGGAAUUCCGGGAAGUGCUGGGGGUGAACCUGGAGGGGACGUUCCUGGUGACACAGGAGGUGACAAAGGCCCUGGUGACAUCGGGGGACCCCGGGGGGGCCUCCCUGGUCCUCGUGGGCAGCGUGGUGGCCAAGGUGGGGAAUUUGGGCCAAACCAACUACGCGGCCUCCAAGGGGGGGGUGGAGGGGCUGACCCGGAGCGUGGCCAAGGAGGUGGCCAGGUUUGGGAUCCGCUGCAAUUCCGUCCUGCCGGGAUUUAUCGUCACCCCCAUGACGGACAAAGUGCCCCCAAAAGUGCUGGACAAGUUCGCAGGGAUGGUGCCACUGGGACGACUGGGGGACCCUGAGGACGUGGCAGACGUGGUGGCUUUCCUGGUGUCGGGGGACAGCGGCUACGUCACCGGGGCCACCCUGGAGGUGACAGAAAGUGGCUCUGGAACGACCCCGGCACCCUCCGUCUGCCAAGGUGGGCAGGGCCUUACCAGGCCUCGCUCCCCAACCCGACAGACUCCACACAGGGAACCUGCACCUCCAAAGCUGGAAGGAAAGAGGGCAAAGGCCUCUCCUCCUUUCUUCUGAUAGCCCAGCUUAGGU
Molecule: messenger RNA, 726 nt
Organism: Pseudopipra pipra
Lineage: Eukaryota; Metazoa; Chordata; Aves; Passeriformes; Pipridae
Product: estradiol 17-beta-dehydrogenase 8-like
Exons: 8
Coding region: 1-711 (236 amino acids)
Molecular function (GO): oxidoreductase activity, acting on the CH-OH group of donors, NAD or NADP as acceptor
Source: RefSeq, a predicted model, not a curated record